AUGCCGAUCAAUCUUCUUUUUCCUCUUCUUUUCCUUCUUUUAUCCACCUUCUUUACGCUUUCAACAAAUAUUGCAGUUCCUCAAGAACUCUACAACUUAUCUCAAAACCUCAUUGCUUAUGACACCCCCACUGUAUCACCUUCUUCUUCUUUAGUAGUUUCUUUUUCAAUCUCUCCUUCUCCAUCGUCAACAAACUUACCAGUGAAUCCUCCUCUAGUGCCUGCUUUCUUUAUUUUUGGUGACUCCUCUGUUGAUUGUGGAACCAACAAUUAUCUUGGCACUUUUGCUCGUGCUGACCAUAGUCCUUACGGUAGAGAUUUUGAUACUCAUAAGCCAACUGGAAGGUUUUGCAAUGGAAGAAUCCCGGUUGAUUAUCUUGCAUUGCGCCUUGGGCUUCCCUUUGUACCAAGUUAUCUUGGGCAGAUGGGAACUGUUGAAGAUAUGAUUAAAGGGGUGAAUUAUGCAUCUGCUGGUGCUGGAGUUAUAUUCUCAAGUGGAUCAGAACUGGGUCAACGAAUCUCCUUCACGCAGCAAAUUCAGCAGUUCACGGAUACUUUACAGUCGUUUAUUUUGAAUAUGGGUGAGACUGCCACAAAUGAGCUCAUCUCGAACUCAGUCUUCUACGUUUCUAUUGGAGUCAAUGACUACAUACAUUACUACUUGCGUAACGUAUCCAAUAUCCAAAACCUGUACCUACCAUGGAGCUUCAACCAGUUCGUUGCAGCUUCAAUAAGGCAGGAAAUAAAGAACUUGUACAAUAUGAAUGCCAAAAAAGUAAUUCUCAUGGGGCUACCACCUAUUGGCUGUGCUCCUUACUAUUUGUGGAGGUACAACAGCAAGAAUGGGGAGUGCAUUCAGGAGAUAAAUGACAUGAUUCUGGAGUACAACUUUGUAAUGAGAUAUACGAUUGAAGAGCUAGGUCUGGAACUCCCUGAGGCCAAAAUCACCUUCUGUGAUAUGUAUCAAGGUUCAAUGGAUAUAAUUAAGAACCAUGAACUCUACGGUUUUAAUGUCACUAAUGAAGCUUGCUGUGGGUUAGGAAAGUAUAAGGGAUGGAUCAUGUGCCUUGCAUCAGAAAUUGCGUGCAGCAAUGCAACCAACCAUAUCUGGUGGGAUCAAUACCAUCCAACUGAUGCAGUGAAUGCCAUCUUGGCAGAUAAUGUUUGGAAUGGCUUGCACACAAAAAUGUGCUACCCUAUGAACUUAGAAGAUAUGGUUGCUCCAAAAACCAAAUAA
This is a messenger RNA of Dovyalis caffra, 1236 nucleotides long. NCBI's taxonomy places the organism in Eukaryota, Viridiplantae, Streptophyta, Magnoliopsida, Malpighiales, Salicaceae. The record is from the annotation of a GenBank genome assembly.